AUGGCUGUCCAAGCCAACUGGCAGCUGGGUGGGUGCAGGGUGGAGGCUGCUGCAGGACGUGGGUCUGCUGGCAGAGCACGGGCCCUGGGCUCCCCUGGCAUCUGCUACCUGGGCAUCGCUGCCAUCACAUGGGGUGUGGUGUCACGGGUGGAGGUGGGUGCCUGGACGUACCAUUACAGUGACCAAGGGGACUACACGUGGCAGGAGGCCAGGAACUACUGCCAGUCCUUCUUCACCGACCUGGUGGCCAUCCAGAACAAGCAGGAGAUCGAAUACCUCAACCAGAGCCUGCCCUUCCACGGGCGCUACUACUGGAUCGGCAUCCGCAAGCUGGGCGGCACUUGGACCUGGGUGGGCACCAGGAAAGCCCUGACGAAGGAGGCGGAGAACUGGGCGGCCGGGGAGCCCAACAACCGCCGCUCCAACCAGGACUGCGUGGAGAUCUACAUCAAGCGCCCGCGGGAGUCGGGCAAGUGGAACGACGAGCCCUGCAGCCGGCGGAAGAAGGCUCUCUGCUACCAGGCCUCCUGCCAGCCCUUGCCGUGCAGCCAGCGUGGUGAGUGUGUGGAGACCAUCGGGAGCUACCGCUGCGAGUGCUACCCUGGCUUCCGUGGCCCCGAGUGCCAGGAGGCUGUGCAGUGCACCAAGCUCCAGCCCGAGGGAGCGCUCAUGAACUGCAGCCAUCCCUAUGGAGACUUCAGCUUCAACUCCACCUGCCGGUUCCGCUGCCAGGAGGGGUUCGAGCAGCAAGGGGCAGGCACGCUGCGGUGCCUGGCUUCCCAGCAGUGGUCUGCAGACGCCCCCACAUGCACAGCUGUCACCUGCCCAGUCCUCAGUGCUCCAGACAGGGGGAAGCUGAACUGCUCUCACCUCCAUGGGGACUUCACCUUUGGCUCCACAUGUGCCUUCUCCUGCCAGACAGGGUUUGUGCUGCUGGGCUCAGAGCGCCGUGAGUGCACAGCCACAGGGACCUGGACUGGGGCUGCCCCACGCUGUGAAGCCAUCACCUGCCCAGUGCUCAGAGCUCCCUACCAGGGAGAGCUGAACUGUUCCCACCUCCACGAGGAUUUUGCCUUUGGCUCAGCUUGUGACUUCUCCUGCCAGAGGGGAUUUGCCCUGAAGGGGCCAGAAAGCCUUGAGUGCACAGCCACAGGGACCUGGACAGGGGAUGCCCCACACUGUGAAGCCAUUGCCUGCCCAGUGCUCAGUGCUCCAGAGCAGGGGGAGCUGAGCUGCUCUCACCUCCAUGGGAACUUCACCUUUGGCUCCAUGUGUGCCUUCUCCUGCCAGAUGGGGUUUGUGCUGAUGGGGUCAGAGAGCCUUGAGUGCAUGGCCACAGGGACCUGGACAGGGGAUGCUCCACACUGUGAAGCCAUCACCUGCCCAGUGCUCAGUGCUCCAGAGCAGGGGGAGCUGAGCUGCUCUCACCUCCAUGGGAACUUCACCUUUGGCUCCAUGUGUGCCUUCUCCUGCCAGAUGGGGUUUGCACUGCGGGGCCCAGAGCGCCGUGAGUGCAGAGCCACGGGGACCUGGACUGGGGCUGCCCCACGCUGUGAAGCUAUCAACUGCCCAGUGCUCAGUGCUCCAGACCAGGGAGAGCUGAACUGCUCCCACCCCCAUGGGGACUUCACCUUUGGCUCCAUGUGUGUCUUCUCCUGCCAGAUGGGGUUUGCCUUAAAGGGGCCAGAAAGCCUUGAGUGCACAGCCACAGGAACCUGGACUGGGGAUGCCCCACACUGUGAAGCCAUUGCCUGCCCAGUGCUCAGUGCUCCAGACCAGGGAGAGCUGAACUGCUCCCACCCCCAUGGGGACUUUGCCUUUGGCUCCACGUGUGCCUUCUCCUGCUGGACAGGAUUUGCCCUGAAGGGGCCAGACAGCAGAGAAUGCACAGCUACAGGCAGCUGGACUGGGGAUGCCCCACACUGUGAAGCCAUCAAAUGCUCUGCCCUGGCCACACCUGUGAUGGGUCAGGCUGCCUGCUCCCACCUCUAUGGGGACUUCACCUUUGGCUCUACCUGUGCCUUCUCCUGCCAGACAGGGUUUGUGCUGGUGGGGCCAGAGAGCCUCAAGUGCAUGGCCACUGGGACCUGGACUGGUGCUGUGCCACGGUGUGCAGCCAUCAGCUGCCCAGUGCUGGACCCCCCCAGCAGAGGCCAGCUGAGCUGCUCUCACCUGCAUGGCAACUUCACCUACAACUCCACCUGCACCUUCUCCUGCGAGGAGGGCUCGGUGCGGAUGGGAGCAGAGCUGCUGUGCUGUGCAGCCACGGGGAACUGGACCGGGCAGCGCCCUGUCUGUGCAGAGGAUGGUGUACCCUUCUUGAAGCAAGUCCUGGCUUACAGCAGUGGCACAGCCCUGGCAGUAGCUGGCAUCGUGCUCUCGGGCACCCUCAUCGCCCUCCUUGCCAAGAGGCUCAGUGAGAGAGAGGAGAAGAAGAAGCUCCUGAGUCCUACCAGUGACCUAGGAUCACCAGGCAUCUUCACCAACGCAGCCUACGAUGCCAACCUGUAAGGUGAGCACUG
Dryobates pubescens (Downy woodpecker) is the source of this 2522-nucleotide messenger RNA. RefSeq names its product selectin P (gene SELP). Gene Ontology annotation, molecular function: sialic acid binding; calcium ion binding; oligosaccharide binding. Gene Ontology annotation, biological process: heterophilic cell-cell adhesion; leukocyte tethering or rolling; response to cytokine. The record is from RefSeq and is a predicted model, not a curated record. Lineage: Eukaryota; Metazoa; Chordata; Aves; Piciformes; Picidae. The transcript has 16 exons. Bases 1 to 2511 code for a protein of 836 amino acids. Gene Ontology annotation, cellular component: external side of plasma membrane; membrane.